Molecule: messenger RNA, 909 nt
Organism: Peniophora sp. CBMAI 1063
Lineage: Eukaryota; Fungi; Basidiomycota; Agaricomycetes; Russulales; Peniophoraceae
Source: the annotation of a GenBank genome assembly
AUGUCGGACACAGAGAAGAGCUUUGAACCUGCGAUCGCAACGCCUACGUCUCGAGCAUACUCACAAUACGACGUGCACAAUCCACCAACGAAGCCCACGGAGGGGAACUGGACGCGUUUCGUCUGCAUCAGCGAUACCCACGAACAUGAGUUCGACGUUCCGAUUGGCGAUGUCUUGUUGCACGGCGGAGACUUGACGCAUGUUGGGAGGGAAGAAGGAUGUCGCAGUGUUCUGCGCUGGCUAUCGUCACUGCCUCAUCCACACAAGAUUAUCAUCGCGGGUAAUCAUGAUCUCUCCUUUCACGACGGUUGGUACCAGAAGAACUACAGAACAUGGCAUCGCGAGAUGGAGGACACUCAAACGAUCAAGUCUAUGUUCACUGAUGCCGGGGCAAAGAAAGCCAAUAUCACGUACCUGGAAGACGCGAGCUGUGAAGUUCAGGUCAGACCGGGAGGAAAGUCUUGGACUGUAUACGGCUCUCCUUGGCAGCCGGAGUUUUGGAAUUGGGCAUUCAACUACGCUCGCGGUGCCGAGGCGGAAGAGAUCGUCAGCAAGUUUCCCAAGGCGGACAUCUUAAUAACGCACGGGCCACCGCACGGUGUGCUUGACCAAGUUAUGGCCGGGCUUAACGUCGGAUGCGAGGCGCUCGCUGCUCGGCUGCCGGAGUUACGCCCGCGGCUGCACCUCUUCGGCCACAUUCACGAAGCUCACGGGCUCGCAGUGCAGGAAUGGGAGCAUGCAGAGAAGACACUGACAACGGAGAAGAACAAGGUCGAGUUGGCAGAGGGAGUUCCGCAUACCAUCUUCGCAAACGCCGCGUCUUGGCCGAUGGGGAAGCUCGUGCGUGAAGGGCAAGAGUUUGGCGCUGGGGCGUUCAUGCCUAUCAUCGUCGACCUGAGGGAGGAUUAG